ACCAAUCUGAACGCUUUCAAAAUGGCGCCCUCCUCGCGAAGCACGCACUAGCGUGUUUAAAGUUGGGAAACGAAACAAUUCGUUAGAUAUAUAGACAACUCUCGAUUAACCAGUGCCGAGCGACUACUCCUGCUUCGGCACUAAGGUUGCGACAUGGCUCACAAGGCGAUCGCCUUCAUUAAGGCGCCGCUGUACAACGGCGUCGGCCGAUACGUGUGCCAGCUCCAGAGGCUCACGCUGACCUUCUGCAAGACGCACGGCAGCAGCCGCGGAAUGCGCGAGUACAUCGAGCGGGAGCUGGUGAACUUCGCUCGUGAAAACCCGGGCAUCGUGGUGUACCUGAAGCCACGCCGGCACCGCGACCCGUACAUCGUGGGGGAGUACCUAAACGGCCAGCGCGACAUGAUGCGCGUCAACGGCCUCACGGCGAGCGAGCUCGUCAAAUGGGUCGACCACUUCCGCACGCGCUCCGGCGAGCCCAUCGCACUCAUCAACAAGUACUUGCGCACCGACUACCCGAGCAUUCAAGGUUUCUGGACGCCAUUCACGAACCGGCCGACGGAGCAGAACCUCAUCAAGUUCCCAAACGAGGAACUCAGCGAGUUCAAAUCCGUGUUUCCGACCGCAACCGAGCAGCUCAAGGAAUGGGCUGCCCAAGACUGCCCAGAGACAUCGCAAGCGAAGGAGUGAUAGCUGUGUUAGGACUUUCAGUACUAGUAAACAAAUAAAUAUCAGUUUUUGUCAUGUU
Messenger RNA from Dermacentor silvarum, 748 nucleotides. RefSeq names its product 39S ribosomal protein L43, mitochondrial. The record is from RefSeq and is a predicted model, not a curated record. The coding region runs from base 154 to 690 and encodes 178 amino acids. Gene Ontology annotation, cellular component: mitochondrial large ribosomal subunit. Gene Ontology annotation, biological process: mitochondrial translation. The transcript has 2 exons. Lineage: Eukaryota; Metazoa; Arthropoda; Arachnida; Ixodida; Ixodidae. Gene Ontology annotation, molecular function: structural constituent of ribosome.